Cuscuta europaea is the source of this 8411-nucleotide messenger RNA. The record is from the annotation of a GenBank genome assembly. Lineage: Eukaryota; Viridiplantae; Streptophyta; Magnoliopsida; Solanales; Convolvulaceae.
GUAAUUUUAGAUUGUUUCCUUAAUUAUUUAAUUAUUAUUCUAUGUGCGCCAGAAUAUUAAUACACACAAAUAACAAUCUUUAAGACAUCACAACACUCAGCCAUCGCCCCUUCACUGAGUUAGAAACCGCCCUUCUCUGCUGCCAGCCGCCCUUUACUCCACCUAGCUGCCGCCCUUCACUCCAGGAAUCCGGUGAUGACCGGCCACGAACUCCGACUUCAGCGUUGGCGGCCGCAAUCCUCAGAGGUGGUGGUCACAGUCCCCGGAGGUGGCGGCUGGAAUCCUUGGUGGUCGGGGCAAAACUUGAACGAACGGAAGAAGGAAAGAAAGAGAGGGGAAAAGAGAAAGAAAGAAAAAGAAAGAAAAGAAAGAGAAAAAAAUAUGCACAUAAACCGCCACGUCGGACAUUAACCUGGAACCUAAAUCUUACCUGCUAAAAAGCUUAAUUGACUUAUUUUUAAGAGUUCCAGAGCACAAUUGAAUGUUUUUUAAGUACGAAAGCCUAAUCACUAUUUUCCUCUUUGUAGUCAAGCACAGUAAUUGCUCAAAGACUUGAAAACAAAAUGAUGAUCCAUUCUCAAAACUUCUUCACAUUCGUUCCUCAGGAUAGUUGGUAUUGAGAGGGAUUUUGAGCUCGCUCAACAAAGGUAUGCUCUUCAAUGCCUGUGCCUCCAAGCAUCUCAGCUCAAGCUUCUCUCCAACCCCAUGUAAACACUUCUUCCCCUUCAUUCUUAUUCACCGCUGCUUUUCAUCUCUUCCCAUUCCUGUCGAAUCCGAUAACAUUGAAACAUUAGUUCAGCAGCAUCCCCCGAAUUAUGGAAUCAGAAGGGAACCCCCGAUUUCUGAUAAACUGUUCAAAUUCGCCGCACGCUCAGGUUCUCACAAGCAGGGCGACUCCACCUUUUAUUCUCUCAUCGAGAACUACGCCAACUCUGGGGACUUCACGUCCCUGGAAAAGGUUUUUGAUAGGAUGAAACACGAGAACAGAGUCUUUCUAGAGAAGAGUUUCAUUCUAGUGUUUAGGGCUUGUGGUAAAGCGCGCUUGCCUGAUAAAGCUAUUCAACUCUUUGGAAGAAUGGUGGAUGAGUUCCACUGUAAGCGGACGGUUAGGUCCUUUAAUUCUGUUCUUAAUGUGAUUAUACAGUCCGGGUCAUAUAACCAGGCCUUGAAGUUUUAUCAUGAUGUUGUACAUAGGAGGGUUUCUAUGCCCAAUGUCUUGACUUUUAACUUGAUUGUUAAAGCAAUGUGUAAGUUAGGUAUGGUAGACAGUGCAGUAGAGUUGUUCAGGGAAAUGCCUGAAUGGGAAUGCAACCCAGAUGUUUAUACGUACUCCACUUUGAUGGAUGGGCUGUGUAAGGCGGAUAGGAUUGAAGAAGCCGUGACUUUGUUGGAUGAAAUGCAAAUGGAGGGCUGUUCUCCCACUCCGGCUACUUUUAACGUUUUGAUCAAUGGGCUAUGUAAGAAGGGUGAUUUAGUACGAGCUGCGAAGCUUGUAGACAAUAUGUUUCUCAAAGGUUGUGUUCCUAAUGAAGUGACUUACAACACACUGAUACACGGUUUGUGUCUUAAAGGGAAGAUGGAGAAGGCAAUUAGUUUGCUUCAUAGGAUGACUUCUAACAAACAUGUCCCUAAUGAUGUAACAUAUGGAACCAUCAUUGAUGGUCUUGUCAAACAAGGGAAAGUCACCGAAGGUGCAUACAUUUUGAAAGCAAUGGAGGAAAGGGGAUACCCUGCGAACGAGUAUGUUUACUCUUCGCUAAUUAGCGGGUUUUUCAAGGAGGGGAAAUCUGAAGAGGCGUUGAAAAUAUGGAAGGAAAUGGUCGAUAAGGGGAUAAGGAAACCUAACACGGUUGUUUAUUCUGCUCUUAUAGAUGGCUUGUGCAGGGAAGGUAGACCUGAUGAAGCAAGGGAGAUACUUUUGCAUAUGAUUAAUAUGGAUUGCAUGCCAAAUGCUUUUACAUAUAGCUCCCUGGUGAAGGGUUUUUUCAAAACAGGUAAAAGCAAUGAGGCCUUGCGUGUGUGGAAAGAUAUGGUGGAUCGGAAUGUUGUACCUAAUGAAGUUUGUUACAGUGUAUUAAUCCACGGAUUGUGCGAGGACGGUAAACUGAGAGAUGGUUUGAUGGUAUGGAAGCAAAUGAUGAGCAUUGGUCGGAAACCCGAUGUAGUGGCAUACACUUCUAUGAUAUACGGACUAUGCAAUUCCGGGUCAACCGAACAAGGACUUAAACUUUUCCACGAGAUGUUAUGCGGAGAAUCUAGAAGUCAACCUGAUGUGGUUACAUACAACAUACUUUUUAAUGCUUUAUGCAAGCAGGAUAAGGUCUCACACGCCAUUGAUCUUUUGAAUAAUAUGUUGGAUCGAGGGUGUGACCCCGAUUUGGUUACAUGUAACAUUUUCUUGAAAAGUAUAAAUGAGAAGUUGGAUCCACCCGGAAGCGGGAGAGUGUUUUUGGAUGAGCUAGUGGUACGAUUACACAAGAGGCAGAGAAUUCUUGGGGCAUCAAAUAUUAUAGAAGUCAUGCUUCAAAAGGCUUUAUACCCUAAAUUGUCCACUUUGGAUAAAAUGGUCAGAGAACUAUUGAAAGAAAAGAAGGUUCGACUGGCCAUCGACAAGUGCUGGAAUGACCUGUUCCUUUGACUACUCCAUCGAGACUUUGGCAUGGUCUACAAUUAAAAUCGACCACAGAAGUUCUUCCAGCUCUAUCUUGUCAGUGGUCAUUGUAUGGCCAGAUUUGAGGCAAUUAAAUGGGAUCACAAAUUGCUGCUUCAUGCUGUGUGCCGAAACAGGAUUCAAAUAUCAAGGAAAUUCAGAAUGAUGCCUCCAAGAAAAGAUCUAUCAGAUGAAAAGUUGAUAUAUUUAGAGAAGGGAGUGGGGGGUGGGGUCUUCUCUUGCUGGAAGUUACAUCAUAAAACUCUGCCCUCAAGUCCAAGAUUGAAGAAGUCAUUAACACUUAUGCUGAAGAAGUCAUUAACACUUAUGCUGACUAACUGACUUUAUUCAAGUUCAGAGUCAGCUUACGUUGUAGUGAUCAAGAUGGUGAAAUCGGAGGUCAUAUCCUUCUACCACCCACAGACAGUUACUCUGUAUUUCUAUGAGCAGUGGGGCGGUGAUCGUUGGCAGUAGCGACAUCACCGUAUUUGCCCAAUUUCAUCGUUCGGAUAGUGAAUGGUUCGAACAAGAGGAAAAAUGGAGCAACGUCUGGAAGCAGUUGAACGCAGUCGAACUACCAUGGAGGAAGCACUGUUGCGGAUGGAAACGAUGAUGCAGAACAUGUCAGGAAGGAUCGACACGAUGAGCGAGGACCACCAUCACCGAGGGAGAUCGCGAUCUCACCAUAGUCAUCACUCGCGUCCAUCGCCCAGUCCAGCGGUCUCAAGAGGUAACUCUGCUCAUUCGAACCCUGCUAUUCACAGACGACAUGAUGAAUAUAAUAGAUUCCCAGUUCAUACGGGUCGUAAGGUGGAUUUACCAUUGUUCAAUGGUGAUGGGGCUUAUAAUUGGCUAGUAAGGAUGGAGAGGUACUUUAGACUGAAUUAUAUUGCUGAGGAGGAUAAGUUGGAAGUCUCGGUAGUGGCUAUGGAAGACAGGGCUCUGAAUUGGUUCCAGUGGUGGGAACUUCAGACCGAGGAGAAGAACUGGGAAUCACUUAAGGAAUCUAUUAUUCGUAGAUUCCAACCUGACUUGUUACAGAAUCCAUACGGACCGAUGUUGAGUUUGAAGCAGGCUGGAACAGUUGAAGCAUACAGGGAUGAAUUUGAGAUGAUCAUUGCUCCACAGAAGAAUGUUGACCGAGAAAUACUAAGGGGGGUAUUUCUCGCUGGAUUAAAGCCAGAAGUCAAAGCCGAAUUGAAACUGCAUCAAUCCAGGUCACUAGCUGAAGUAAUGGAUAUGGCUUUACUGGUUGAGAAGAGGAAUGAAGCAGUAUCUGUUAAGAGACAGGAGGAUGAGAGAUUGGGUGGAAGGGAUAAAGAGUCAGUUUAUGCUAAACCUCCCAGGUGGGGAGAAGGUUUCAGAACAAGAGCUGGUAGUUCAGGGGUUCAAAAUCAGAACAAAACUAACCAGACUUGGUUUAACUCAGCAGGGAAUAAGGAGACUGAAAUUCAUUCUUCAGGGAUAAAAAGGGUUGGACCUCAGCUAUCACAGGAUGAAUACCAAGAGAGAAGUAGGAAGGGGCUUUGCUUUAAGUGUGGAGAGAAGUGGAAUAGAGAGCAUACCUGCAAACUGAAGCAUUAUAAAAUGAUGCUUGUAGAAGAUUCAGAUGCUGAGGAGGAAUCUGAAAGGAUAGAUCCUGAAAUUACAGAAGAAGAAAUUGUAAUGGAGUCCAAAUCCAUGCAAUUGUCACCCAUGAGUAAGGAGGGGAUACCUACCAUGAGAGCCUUCAAAAUUAAAGGAAUUAUGAAGUGGGAUAGAGGGGUAAAACAAGUGGAAGUGCUGAUUGAUAGUGGGGCCACUCACAACUUCAUUUCUAAGAAACUGGUGGAUGAAUUGGAGCUGCCUUUUAAAACCAUUUCAGGAUACAAAGUGCAGGUUGGUAAUGGAGAAAAGCUAUCUAAUGAUGGAAGAUGUGAAGAUUUGACUUUAUGUAUGCAGGGUUCAAUCAUAAAACAAAACUUUUACUUUCUGACUUUGGAAGAAACUGACUUGGUUUUGGGAAUGGAGUGGCUGACUACUUUGGGAGAUGUGGAAAUAAACUUUCGGAAACAAAGUAUAAAAUGGAAGAUUCAGGGGUUAGAUCAGCAGAUUCAAGGGGACCCACACUUGAGCUCCAUGGAGAUAUCACUGAAAAACAUGACUCCGAUGGUGCAGGUGGUGCAGGACACUGGUGAUGGUUAUUGUAUGUUUUAUGAAGGGCAAUCUGUGCAGGUAAAGAGUGUUGCUUGUGCUGGAAGUCAGGAUAAAGUUCUGGAGGUUGACAACAUUGUAAUAAUUCUGGGGGCUUUGGCAAAAUCAGGGGUGCAAGAUGAUCCAAAGUAUAUUGCAAUUGAAGAAUCCAGGUUCACGCAAUCUGAUGCCAGGUUGGGGGUGAUAGUAAAGGAAAGUGCAGGAAGGAUGGGGAAGAAAAUCUUGAGAACUGGGUUCGGAACUUACCAACUGUGGAAGUUUUACAUUGAAGGUAGGAAUUCUGGUUCCAUACCAAAGAUAACAGCUGCUGAAAUAUCAGGUUCUGGAUUGAGCUGGGCAAAUGAGUUUGAUUUUGUAUAUCAGUUGGGUGGACUCGAUAUAGAACUGGAUUCUACGUUUCAGACGGUUGUGAUUGCUAUCUCACAGAUAGGGCACCUCGUGGAUCUACCUUUAAAACAAGGAAGUGAGAAGGGAAUCACAGCUGCUAGAAAUUGGUGGGGUGAACUGAACAUUCAUAGUGAAAUUAUGCAGCAAAUAACCGGGAACCAUAGCUCUCUUCAUUGGCAAUCUAAACAGGAGGUUGGGAAGGACCCAACAGUGUCAGUACACCUGCUCAUUCUGGCGGUGGUAGAGGUCAAGGGGAUGGCCCAAGUGCUGAAGCUAAAGAUCCAGAAUGCUUUGUGGUACUGGGUAGGGAGAGGGGCUCAGAUGAAGAUGAAGUUGAUAAUCAAGGCUGACUCCUAUCACCCACCUUGAGGACAAGGUGGUUGUUUAGGGGGGGAGUAAUGAUAGGAAUUAUUAAUAAGUGGGCCUAUUAUAGAUAUUAAUAAGUGGGCCUGUGAUUUUAAUAGAAGGAAGAGGGUUAUGGGCUAUAAAUAGUUGGGAAAAUUAACUAAUGAGGAAGGCUGUGAUUGAAUUGGCAUUUUGGCUGAGGAGAGUAGGCUUCUCGAACAGUCCUAGCUUUUGUAUACGUAUUGCGUUUAGCUCUAUAUCAAUAAACACCUUCGAUCAUUACUCCAUAUUUCUGAUCGAUCUAUAUUGUUUGCUGUUAUAUUACCUGUGAUCUAUCAAAUUCCAACUUGAAUGUUCGUAAUAUCGGAGACACAUCUUCAAUUGCGACAUGUUUUUUGUGUGAUAUUCGAUUCGGGCAUUAUUGCCGGUUUCUAUUGGGCCACAAACAGCGUCAUGAAAUGAUUUCCCAUGAUUAUCUACCGAAUGCUGGGGUUUGAUAAAUUGUCAAUCUCUUCCAACUUCUCUGCAGAUGCCUCUCCCUUUUGAGAUCUUUCAACUAAUUAAGUUAAUCUUAUUUUGAGUUCGACAUAUAUAUUUGGAAGCAUCCCAACCUUGGCUCAGAUUUGCUAGGUCUUGGCCGAUUUUAUCAGUUACUAGACCUAUGCUUUGAUUUGAUGAUUCUCUACCCAAAAUCAAGGUCUUGGUUUCUUGUGGCACGGGCCAAGGCGAGGUGCUUUGCUGAUCUCUUUUGAAGUAUGUAGUAUAUCAUUGCUGAACUUACGGGCAUAAGCCGGUCUCCUUAUGAUGUGCAACAAACCUUUGUUUUUAGAUUUGUAUAGCACAUACCCGGGGAUGUGGCCAAUGAUGCAGGGCACACGGCCUUUUUGAGCUUCUUUGAAUAUAUAUCCGGGGAGCUCUUCGGUGGAUCCCUAUUGUGGAAUGUUUUGGUACAUCAUACAUGUGGCAGAAUUCCAUUGGAAUAUAUUCCAGGUCAUUAAAAAAUCAAAACAUUUGCAGAGGUGAACCUUGCACAAUUAAAAAAUUCUCACAGUCGACAUCAUAUUUUCUACUCGCAAGUUCUUCAAAAAAAUCGAGUGAGAAUUUCAAAUUAAUGUCAAUGGAACCAAAUUCUAGUGGCAGUGGAGGGGAUCAUUUGAUAUUUCACGCUGUGGAGUUCGUGAAGGGAUUUGCUACGAUGAGUGUGGAGUUCUGGAAGGGGUGAAGAUUGUCGUGAUGCAGAUGGUGGUGUCUGAGGACUCUAUGAUCCUGAAGAAGCUUGGAGGACAGUGCUUGAAAAUUUCCAGAAAAAUGAUUCUUAUGAACGACUAUUUUCCAGAAGAUCGCGAUCCAUUUCUUCGUCGCAAUAAAUGCUUUUGCAGGUAUUCCUGUUGUUUUGACAGCUCUAAAAUCUCAAGUUUACUGGAACAGUCCGGCGACCCUUGUUUCAGUUCUAGAUGACCCACCUCCAAUGCUAAAAUGUUGCUAAAGAUCUAAUGUUUCCGUGAUUCUGCAACUUGGAAACCUCAAGUUCUAUCUCUAACUCCAUUUCUUUAUCAAUCUGUACUCUAUUAACUCAUCGAUAGAAAUCAUGCACUUCAGAUAUUUUUGUGCAAAAAAGAUUUGGUUUUAUCCUCCUCUUCAUUCUUCGACCUUCACACCAUCAUAAGAUACGUAGGAAUUAAGAUCAACUAUGUUGUUCAGUGUGACAUGUUAAUGUAUUUUAAUUGGCGUGGAAAAACAUUUCUUUCGAUGUGUUCUAUCCGCAAGUGUGGUUGUUACUGAUUAGUUCUUUUAAAUGUGAAUAUGUGGGUUGAAGAAAGAGGGUUAGAGAAGCAGUUCAAAUAGCUGAGGGUGACACAUGUGAUCAAGAUUAAUCGUUUAUGAUAAAGACUCAAUCUUUAAGAUAAAAAGAGUAGACUUGAGAUGGAAACACAACUGGGUUUGAAUGAGUAGACCUUUAAUGUUAGGUACUCAAGAUCUCAUGUUGAUUUUCCAAGUACACUUUAAUGUCUUUGGAUGUUUUUGGCUAAGAGCUCAAAACGAAGAAGAAUAUAUUCCUUACGAAUAAAGCUUUUUGCAGCUAGCAUGAGGUCAUUGGCUCCUCCAAGUUUGUCUCUUUGACAGUUUCAAUCAUUCCAGUUUGUGAAUGGGCUAACUACUAAUACUUCAUAGACCUUCUACUAUGAUCUUUGCUCCAGCACGUCUAAGCUUCUAGGUUGUAUACUACAUUGUACUCUUAAAACUAACGACAAAUCUACAGGAGCAUGUAAAGUGAAGGGAUUUUAGAACACCAAAAUCGAUAACAUUCUAUCAGUUUAAGUCAUGUCAUUAUUGUGAGGUGUUUGUGGAUUCUGGUGAUGCUGGACGACAUAUUGAGUUUUUUGAUUGAGCUCAUACGAGGAGCUAUAUAGAAAACUGGGCGAUAUGUUUAAUUUGGGAUCCGAAUGUCGAUGAUGCUAAGCAAUGUGGUGUACCAGGAUACUGCCAGUUUAGUUUGGCACACUGGAGAUGAGCUAUUCAGCGAGUUAAUGAAGAAGUCUUGAAUAAUUUACGCAGAGUAAAGUCAUCCAAGAUCAACUUCAUGCUUCUAUCCCAGAUCGUUUUUGCUAUAGGAUGUUUCUCUUUCUUGAUCAUAAUUUGCAGCUCAUCAUUGGAAUUAUUAUAUCCCAGAUGUAACUCUUUAUGGUCUCAUCUUCAUAUGAGUAAUGUAAUGAAGAAAACUGAUUGUAUAAAUGAAUUAUAUAACAUUGAGAGAAGAGAAAUGGCUACAAAUGGGAGUAAAACAUAUGUAUUGAGAGUUGAAUGAUAUUAAUAACUAACUGAGCAUAUAUUUUCC